Molecule: messenger RNA, 3057 nt
Organism: Alternaria infectoria
Lineage: Eukaryota; Fungi; Ascomycota; Dothideomycetes; Pleosporales; Pleosporaceae
Exons: 2
Coding region: 1-3057 (1018 amino acids)
Molecular function (GO): protein binding
Source: RefSeq, a predicted model, not a curated record
AUGGUUGGCCUCAUGUCAAAGGACGCUCCUAAAGACUCUAAAGACAACAACUCCAUGGUAUCAAUCGAGGGGGAGGGCGAAGAAAAAAAGGAGAAGAAGUGGCUGGGUUCGUCACAAGCUUCAGAUUUGCGGCGUAAUUUCGAGAAGUUCAGGGAUAAAAGCUCUGAUCAGCUGAACGUGUUCACGGCUGGGGCUGGCUGGUCGACCGAUCCACUCUGCACAACGUGUAAGAUGAUACCAUUCAAGGAGUGCCUACCAGGCGCCGCCGAGGACGAUGGUAACAGACCAACACAGGAUGCGAUCAUAUCCUACGCAAGCCUUUCAGUCAUACUAGCCAAUAGCUCGUGGUGCAAACUCUGUAAGCUCCUCUUUCAGAGCAUUUGCCAGCCGGAGUACGAUUUGCUGAAGGCACCACAUAUCAAGAACCAUCUUCCAGAUAACAAUACGUACAAAGACAUUAGAGAUGUCGAAGAUUGGACCCAGCGAUUCAAGUACUGGAAACGAGAUUCGCUGGGAGAUGAUAUCGGGCUGUGGCCAUUUGGAUACGCUAUCAGCCAAGACCAAGCUACGAGCUCAACACUGCAGCAAGCGAGAACGCUCUUUCUAGAGGCGGAAGAUCACGACAUCAACACCAGGAGCCUCAAUAUGAACGAGCUUGAAGCUAUGUACAAGUCUGGAGACACGGUAGCCGACACAAUGGUUGCAGCUAACACAGGCCUCGCGAUCGCUAAUCUCAUCACCAACGAGAAAAGCGAGGAAGUGCAGAAAGCAAUGGCGGUCACUCAAUUGCUGACAAGGCACUUCGCCUUCUUACAACUCAAGAAGAACAAGCGACUGCCGUGCAUUUUUAUGCUCAGAGCAUAUCGAAAAGACGAAGAGAAAAGAGGAGCCCUGAGCGUACGUGUCUAUGGGCACGGACGAGCAGCCCUCGCGCCUUUGAAAGAGAUAUGCCAUUUCAGUCUGCGGUUCGAAAGUUCCACCACCCCGCGGAAGGAAAAGCAGCAAAUUUGGUAUGGGCGAAUGCUUGGCGAUCGAAUCGAUGUCCCGUUCUUCAAGCACUGCGUUGAGGCUUGCACGUUGACGCACGAUUGUGGGGCAUUGUUGUAUGAUCCACUCGAUGAGUCUAUAUCAAAUCCAGAGUGUGAUGAGGCCGCCAUAUUUCGACUGGUUGACGUGGAUAAGAUGUGUAUCACGGAGAUGAACUUCUCUGCCGUAGUUCGCCUACGCUCCGAACUGAGGUACGUAGCUUUGAGCUACAGAUGGGGAAGUCUACCAUUACCGAAAGGCUGGAAAGAGUACACAAACGAUCAAGGGCGGCCAUACUAUUACAAAGGCGAAACGAAUGAAACAUCAUGGGAUCGCCCGACGUCAUUUAUACGCCUGACAUCACGCAACAAAGUCGACUUGUCCAGAGAGCAUAGUCUCAAAGCCAGAUGGGCGAAUGUUCCCAAAACCAUCAAACAUGCCAUCGAGGUCGUACAAGCUAUCGGCGAAAGCUUUUUGUGGGUCGAUCAGCUCUGCGUCCCUCAAGAGGGUGAUGAGCACGUCAAGCACGCCAACAUCCAGCGUAUGGGUCACGUAUACAACCGUGCCCUUUUCACCAUCGUUGCUGGAGACAGCUCGCACGCCGACGAGGGGUUGAGCGGACUCUAUGGUCAUCCCGAUCGUGGGAAACAGGUCAAGGAAGACGCAAUCAUCAAGAACACACCGAUGGUUCUGCCCACGCGCAUGGAGCUAAAUUACGGAGCUUGGGAAGAGCGGGCGUGGUGUUUCCAAGAGAAGCUACUUUCUAGGAGGAUGUUAGUCUUUGCAGGUGGAUUUGCAGUGUGGCAUUGUCGAGGAGGUACAUGGAGGGAGGAUGUCAAUGCACUGGACGGAGAUAAGUCGUUGAUCACGUUUCCGUGGCUGAGACUAACACCCUCACGAUCGCCUAACCAUGACACAUCGCCAGAAGGAUUGAGGACUUCACGAGAGGAUGGUAGUGUAAGACUUACGAGACUACAGUCGAUGCACCAGUAUAUCGAGGCAGUAGAAGAUCUUGGCGGAAGGACCAUAGGGAAGACUUGCGACAUCCUCAGUGCGUUCGAUGGCCUCGCAAACAUCCUUGGUGGCCCAGGCUUUCUCAACUCACCAUUUCGAAACGGGUUACCAUGCCACUUCCUGGAUGUAUCACUCUUGUGGCACUCAGAUGAGCCUAUACGCCGCCGCCGAGACGACUUCAACGGAAAAGGUCCGCCGAGCUGGACGUGGGCAGGCUGGGAAGCUGUACAGGACCCAUUGAGGUUCGAAAGUAAAGUCGCACGAGUUCGCUACGACCAGCCAUUCGACAUCUUGGUCUUAAACUCCGGCAUCGUCCAGCAGUACUGUACGCUCGGGGAAGAGCGCAUACGUCCUCGGAAAGGCACAUUAUACGGCGUCCAGAAGAAGCUGAAAGGUUUCUCCCUGCAAGAACUGGGGCUGUUUGGCAUGCCAACCAUGAGUGCUAGAGGACAUGGGGAUUGGGACUCAGCGGACGCCAAACCAGCACCAAAGCCGAGACUGGGCAUACCACUACAUGAGCUGAAAGAGCGACAUCUUAUAAUGAACACGGAGUCAGUGAGCCUGGACUUAGCUAGCGAGCUCUGGAAAGUCCAGACAACGACUAAACGCGAUGAUAAAGAGCACUGCAUCAUCAAGUUUUACGACACGAAACCCACGGAACCGGCACUGAAAGCAGAGGAGGUAACCCAGACAGAUCUGCAGAUCAAGACAGUAGUGUCUCGAGAACACUGGAUCAAGACCACAACGCAUCUCAGAGCCGGUACCGUGAAGUUCGAUACUGCCUAUGAUGCAAAUCGCGCAACUUCCGUAACUGCGAUCCUGUUGUCGGAAGCGCAGUACCUGGGUAACGAAACAAGGCCAGACGUUCUAGGCUAUCCGCUCUACAACAUCAUGCUCGUAGAGACAGUAGAAGUAAGAAGUGGUGUAAGAUUCAUGGAACGUAUAGGCCUUGGUAAGGUAUACAAACAUGCCUGGAGAGAAGCACGGGCGAAAAAGGAAGUGAUUAUUUUAGAGUAA